GACCUCGCAGGAGGCGGGAAGCGCAGCCGCGAGGAGGCAGCGCUCGGCGGCGGCUCCCCCUGCCCCGGCCGGCCGCCAUGGCUGCCGCGGCGAGGCGACGGCGAGGGACUCGAAGCGGUGGCUGCUGCCGCCGCCUCCUCUGGAGGAGUCCGAAACAAGCGCCCCAGUCGAGAAGAGGAUGUAGACUUAAAAGUGAGCCAGGAACGUUUGGAACACUGUUGCGUUAUAGAAGAUGAAGACUCAGAAUCUCAAGAGGAGGAAGAGGGUAAAAGCGACCAAGUGGAUUGGAAAGAGAAGCUGAGUCCAGUUACCAGCUCUUCGGCUUACAGAAGCACUACUGGUUCUGCUUUCCCACUGGAAGGUUAUUUUCCACUGCCAGCAUCACUGACUGAAAAUACAUUGGAAGAACACUGGUUGGGAAAUACUAUGCCUGUUAUCAACAGCAGAGGUAUGAACCUGUCAAACUUCCACAAUACAGUUAAUUUGACUCAGGCUAUUAGCCGUGAUGUUAGUCUUCAUGAUGCUACAAUGAUGAAAUCAGACCACAAUACUAUAGUAAAUGCAGAGAAAAGGAAUUUGGAGAUAUUGGAGACUCUGUCAUUAACCGAUUCUCACACAUCGCUAAUGAAUGGUGUCAACAUGCUUGGGGUUUUUGCAUCUGAUAAUUGUACGAAUCUAACAAACCAGGAUUUGUUCUUGAGCCUGGAUGGACAUGGAUUUGAAGCUUCCUGUUUCUUUGAAGAACGGGAUUCUGAUUCUGGACUGUCUUUGGAUUUAAAUCAUAGCAAUUCAUCCCUUGUUUUUACCUGUGACAGUGACGCUGAAUCUGCCACCUAUGAUGAUUUAGCUGUAGAAUACAGCAAAUGUUACCACACAGAUUAUCAAAGCAAUUAUGAUCUCAGUGCAGAAUUGUUUGUAGAUGUGUUGCAUGAUCACACGUACAGCCAAAUCCCACAACAGCUGGCACCCUGUGCGCCAGAAGACUAUGACUUCAUGUGGCCAGAGAAAUCCAAUAAAGCCAGAAGUAGAAAUGGAGAUAACACAGGGAAAAACCAAAGCCGUGAUGAAUACCGCGCAGAAGCCCUGAGAAUUCCAUUCUCUGUAAAUGAUAUUGUGACUCUGCCUGUUGAUUCCUUCAAUAGCAUGUUAUCAAAAUACUACUUGACAGAUAACCAGCUAUCACUCAUACGUGACAUAAGGCGGAGAGGGAAAAACAAAGUCGCUGCUCAAAACUGCCGCAAACGUAAACUAGAUGCAAUUAUGAACCUGGAAGAUCAGGUGUGUCACCUUCAAGCACAAAAGGAAAAGCUCAAGAAGGAAAAAGCCCAGUGCAAUAGAUCAAUUAGCAAUAUAAAACAAAAACUAAAUGAUCUUUAUUGGGACAUUUUGAGUAGAUUAAGAGAUGACCAAGGAAGACCUGUUAACCCAAGCCAAUACUCUCUACAGUGUUGUAAAAAUGGCAGUGUUUUGGUUGUACCUGGAAAAGCCAUCAAACUGGAACUGAAACAAAAUAAUCCAACCAAAAAAAUGGCUAGAUAGAAAAUAUUUCUCUUUAGCUACUGAAAUGGAAAGGGAUGUUUCUUAAUUAUUCUUAAAUACUGUGACAUUCACAGUUAGUUUACACAGGGAAAAAUAAAGUUUGGUAAGGAUCUACUUUGAUUAUCCACAUUAUCAAAAUAUUUUUAAGACUUGUAUACAAAAAAACCAAAUAAAUAAAAAUUGUGUACUAUAAAUGAAAUGUCUAAGCUCUUGGUCUGUGAACACAGGCCUAAUAGAAUCAGUUCUUAACUGAAGAUUUCUCUUCAUCUGAAUAAAUUAUUAGUUAAACCA
Podarcis muralis (Common wall lizard) is the source of this 1830-nucleotide messenger RNA. RefSeq names its product NFE2 like bZIP transcription factor 3 (gene NFE2L3). NCBI's taxonomy places the organism in Eukaryota, Metazoa, Chordata, Lepidosauria, Squamata, Lacertidae. The record is from RefSeq and is a predicted model, not a curated record. Gene Ontology annotation, biological process: regulation of transcription by RNA polymerase II. Gene Ontology annotation, cellular component: nucleus. Gene Ontology annotation, molecular function: DNA-binding transcription factor activity, RNA polymerase II-specific; RNA polymerase II cis-regulatory region sequence-specific DNA binding.